AUGGAUACAAUAACACUUGUUCUUCUAUCUGUGCUGUAUACUGAAUGCAUCGCUGGAGUCAUAAUAAAUCUCAUCAUUGUGGCUGCAAAUCUCAUGAAAUGGAAAACAAUGAAAUCUCUUCAUAUUGGGGAUAAAAUCCUCAGCUCUUUGGCAACUUCCAGAAGCUUAUACCUCUUCAUUAUCUUCAUCUUUCAUCUUUCUAUUCUACUGGAUUUAUGGAAGAACACGUUUCUGGCUGAGUCUAUAAUAGUAAUAGUCACAAUGGUUUUACAUUCUAGUAAUCUCUGGUUUGCCACCGUCCUCUGUGUCUUUUACUGUGUGAAGAUUACAAGCUACAACUGGAAGUUCUUCAUCUUUCUGAAGACCAAGAUCUCCACCCUGGCUCCAUGGUUCCUUCUGGCUUCUCUGCUCAUUUCUAUAUCUUCUAGUCUUCCACUUGUUUGGCACUUUUAUGAAAUACAGAUACAGAAUCUUGCAAAUAUCUCAAUCACAAAUAUGACUCUAUCAAGAUAUGUGGAGGAUGAUAACAUUCAUAUCAGGUUCAUUCUUUUCCUCAUCAUCUCAUGUCCACCAUUCCUAGUAUUCUUGGCUGCAGACUGCCUGUUACUUCACUCUCUUUGGAUGCACACCAGACGGAUGAGGAGCUCCGGGUCCGGAUUUCGAAGCCCAAACUUGGAGUCUCACUUCAGUGCUGUGAAGAGUAUCAGCUUCUUCUUAGUGUUACAGGUUAUAUACUUUUGUACAACAGUGUAUUCAUUUCGUGCUGGGUACACAAGUAUAAUUGAAUCCUUUAUCAAACUAAUAGUAAUAUGCAGCGCACCCUUCCUCCAUUCACUUUACAUCAUCGAUUCCAACAGUGAAUUAAAAAAGACAUGUAUCUCAAUGUUCUAUAGUAUUUCAUGCUGUGUUCAAAGAUGGAAACUAUAA
This is a messenger RNA of Hyla sarda, 927 nucleotides long. RefSeq names its product taste receptor type 2 member 39-like. Gene Ontology annotation, molecular function: bitter taste receptor activity; G protein-coupled receptor activity. The record is from RefSeq and is a predicted model, not a curated record. Gene Ontology annotation, biological process: sensory perception of taste; G protein-coupled receptor signaling pathway; detection of chemical stimulus involved in sensory perception of bitter taste. Bases 1 to 927 code for a protein of 308 amino acids. Lineage: Eukaryota; Metazoa; Chordata; Amphibia; Anura; Hylidae. Gene Ontology annotation, cellular component: membrane. The transcript has a single exon.